Dichotomopilus funicola is the source of this 1014-nucleotide messenger RNA. RefSeq lists its product as uncharacterized. Bases 1 to 1014 code for a protein of 337 amino acids. Gene Ontology annotation, cellular component: mitochondrion. Gene Ontology annotation, molecular function: oxidoreductase activity. The record is from RefSeq and is a predicted model, not a curated record. The transcript has 2 exons. Lineage: Eukaryota; Fungi; Ascomycota; Sordariomycetes; Sordariales; Chaetomiaceae.
AUGAAGGCGUGGCAAUACUCCAAGACGGCAGGAGGCCUCGAGAAGAACCUCACCCUUCAAAACGCCGUCCCCGUCCCUAGACUCCCCACGAACCCCAGCACUGCCCAACUCCUCAUCCAAGUGUUGUCGACGAGCAUCAACCCCGUCGACUACAAGGCGCCUGAGACAGGAUUCUUGUCCCGCAUCGUCUUUGGUUCACCGGCAACUCCAGGCACCGAUUUCUGCGGGCGUGUGGUGCGGACUGCAGGCCCGGCGGACGAGAGGGCCGGGUUUGACGUUGGGGAUCUAGUCUUUGGUCGGACAGGCUUCCAGCAACACGGUACCACGAGCGAGUAUACCACAACCCCAGCAAAAAAUGUUGCGCGUCUGCCAGACGGGGUGAGCCCUGAUGAUGCUGCUGCCGUGGGCGUGGCGGGUUUUACGGCGUAUCAGAGCAUCGUGCCCCAUGUCAAAGCGGGCGACAAGGUCUUCAUCAACGGAGGCUCAGGGGGCACCGGCACCUUUGGCAUCCAAAUCGCUAAACUCCUCGGUUGUCACGUCACUGUGUCCUGCUCCCCCGGAAAGGCCGACCUUUGCCGCUCGCUCGGCGCCGACGAGCUCAUCGACUACAACUCCAACGACGUCUCGGCGGCUCUCAAAGCAAAAGGCCAGGUGUUUACGCUGGUCGUCGACAAUGUGGGGUCGCCUGCCUCGCUGUACAAGGCGGCCAACGAUUUCCUGCAGCCCACGGGCCGGUUCGUGCAGGUUGGAGCGGGUCUGGACGCACACUCGGUCAAGACGAUUACACCAAGGUUACUGCGGCCUGCGUUUCUCGGGGGUGGAAAACGCAAGUAUGAGCUGUUUGUGAUGCGCCCCAACCGCGAGGAUCUGAAACAACUGGGGACGUGGAUUGCAGAUAAGAAGAUUCGGGUCGUUAUUGGGGAAACUUACGAAUUCGGGGACGUGCCUAAGGCAUUUGAGAAGUUGAAGACGGGUCGAACGAUGGGGAAGUUGGUCAUUCAUGUGGGGAAGUAG